CGUCGCCGCGGCGAACUGCGGCUUUCCGCGUCCCCCCUCCGGCCGCCCUUCCUUUGUCAGCCAGCCGGUCCGGCCACGGAGGACGCCGAGCCGGCUGCCUCCCACCAGGCGUUGGGGGUUGAAAACGGGGUUCGGCAGCCGGCGGCCACUUUGGGACUCGCUUGGCCGGUCUUCGCGCCUGCUUGGCUUCUUCUCCCGGGGAGAAAAGCAGCAGCAGCAGCAGCGUCGCCGUCGCCGCCUUCCACGGCGGCCGCGCCGGUGGCGGCGGGGAAGAAAGGACUCUCACGCUCAGCCGGCGCUUUUCCACGCGGCCCGCGGAAGUUUCCACGGGGGUGACUGGGAGCGCCCAUCGCGGCUCCGCGCCGUCCGGGUUCUCCGGCGCGAUGCGGGGUCGCCGCGUCCUUGGCUUUCGCGCUCCUCUGGGGCGCCCGAGCGGUUCCACCGGCCGCUUGGCCGUCCCGCUGCCCGAAUAACGGCUUGGGCUCUGUGGAUUGACCGUGAACGGAUUUAAAGCUUCCUUUCGCCUCCUCCGCGCCCUCCGCCAGGAUGGGCUACACCGACCCGACUUUCAACCGGGAUUUGCUGGGCAACCGAAGUUUGCUGUUCAUUUUCAUCUGCGCCUUCGCCGUGGUCACCUUGCUGCAGCAGAUCCUGUACGGGAGAAACUAUCUGAAGAGUGAGCCGCACUUUAGCUGGCAGAGUGAUGACGAGCAGGCGAACUGGACUAACACCUCCAAUUUCAUGGAUGGCGGAGCUCUGAGGAAUGGAGGUGGCGCAGGCAGCAGGUACUUUGAAUAUUAUGAUGGUCCUUUUGACUACAACUCUACAAAAUGUCUGGAUCUAAGGCGGGAAAUAAUGGAGUUGAAGGUUCUGACGGCAGCGAAGCAGACGGAAUUGUUUGAAAGAUGGAAGAAUCUUCAGAUCUGCAAAUGGGAGCUGAAUAUCACAGAGGCCAACUUCUUCAAGUCUACUCUGUCCAGAUGCUGCAAUGCGCCAGCUUUCCUCUUCACAACACAAAAAAACACACCCCUGGGAACAGACCUGAAAUAUGAAGUGGACACCAGCGGCAUUUUCCAUAUCAACGUUGAAGUAUUCCGAAUGUUUCCUAAGGAGAUGCCCUAUUCUCGUUCCCAGUUUAAGAAAUGUGCAGUGGUUGGCAACGGAGGAAUUUUGAAGAACAGCGGAUGUGGCCAGGAGAUUGACACUGCCGAUUUUGUGUUACGAUGCAAUUUGCCACCCAUAUCGAGGAAAUACGUUGCAGAUGUUGGGGCAAAGACUAACGUCGUGACGGUCAACCCCAGCAUAAUUACGGAAAGGUUCCAGAGGCUGGAGAAAUGGAGAAGGCCUUUCUACCGUGUCCUGAAAGCCUAUGAAAACGCCUCAGUGUUACUUCCCGCCUUCUACAACACCCACAACACCGACGUCUCCCUCAGGGUCAGGUACGCCCUGGAUGACUUUGAAUCCAAGAAGGCUGUUUACUUUUUCCACCCCAGAUAUCUCACUAACGUUUCACGCUACUGGCUGACUCAAGGAGUCCGGGCGAAGCGUAUCACCACGGGGCUGAUUCUAGUGACGGCCGCCUUGGAGCUGUGUGAAGAGGUGCACCUUUUCGGAUUUUGGGGCUUCCCCAUGAACCCCUCAGGGAUAUUUAUAACUCAUCAUUACUACGACAACGUCAAACCUCGGCCCGGAUUCCAUGCAAUGCCUUCAGAGAUGUUCAACUUCCUCCGUCUGCACAGCAGAGGGGUUUUAAGAGUCCACACCGACGCCUGCAGCUACUCCUGACGCAGUUCAACGGACGGAUUGGAUUUUUGGAUUUUUUUUUUAAAAAAGAGCAAAAUGUAGGUGUUUUGGGGUCCUUUGCCACAUUCUGAAGCAGAAAACUCGUCGGCGGGCAGGAUAAAGAUGUCGGUUGGGCCAGGCGUUCCGUGCAAACGAAUUUUAACGCUUCGAGGAAAUUAUGCAAUAAUAUUUGAGGUUCUUA
This is a messenger RNA of Pantherophis guttatus, 1984 nucleotides long. RefSeq names its product ST8 alpha-N-acetyl-neuraminide alpha-2,8-sialyltransferase 5 (gene ST8SIA5). The record is from RefSeq and is a predicted model, not a curated record. Gene Ontology annotation, biological process: N-glycan processing; oligosaccharide metabolic process. Gene Ontology annotation, molecular function: alpha-N-acetylneuraminate alpha-2,8-sialyltransferase activity. Lineage: Eukaryota; Metazoa; Chordata; Lepidosauria; Squamata; Colubridae.